ACGUGCGGAGCGCUCAAAAAAUGGCAGCCUCUUCCCGUCAAAGGAGCCAAAGCAGAAAGAGAGAGAGGGGCGUCACCGUAUCGCCCACAAAGCGGCACAGAGAAGCGGCACAGCGAGGGGCAGAUCCACCAAAUCGCUCCCCCAAAUGGUAAGUAUUAAAAUGUACUGUUGCCGGUGAGUAUUAUUUGAAAAAACAAAUGUGCCAGGAAGAGACCAAUUCGCUCUUCCGCCCAGCAACCCACUUGAAGGUACACCCCUUGCGAAGAAGUAAAUCGAGUCCACGUGAAACAAAGCAGGCAGCCCAAACGUGUGCACUACCCUCCAUGCGCAUGUUGCGCCUCUCGUGUAACCUAAAAUGAGUUAGAAAGAACAAUACCGAAGCAGUACAAAAAGUGAUACGCAAAAGAGAGAAGAUUUUUUUUUUUUUUUUCUCUCAUUUGCUGCUCACCCAAAUGACUGUGUAGAGGUUUUGCUUCCCCCAAGGGUCACCAAACGUGGCCACCUGCGUGGUUAAGCACACGGGUAGCAGCCGAGCAGGCCAUUACGCUAACGCGGCCAUAUGCCAAUACGCCAACGCGGCCGCAUGACAUUACGCUAGCACUUCCGCACCGCCACGUUCUCACCGCCGAAAUGAAAGUCCUCGGGAGGGACGAACCCAUCACCAAGUUCGAGGCCUUCCUAGUCAUCAAGAAGGAGCUGGAGUACGCCAAGCAAAUAGACAAGCACCUCUGCAGCAAGCUGAUCCUAAAGAAGGAAGACACCUUUAAAGAAAUGUACGAGAAAUAUUUUAUGAAACUCCUGUCCGAUAAAAUCCUCUACAAAGGAAUACAAAAAUAUAUAGCCGAUACAAGUCCCCAUUUGAUACCAAAAGAAUUCUACAACAAGGACCCUCACGAGCUGACAGAAAUGACCAAUAGUACUUCAGACAAAAUUGUUCAUUUUUUUAAAGAAAUAAAUAUGUACAAUUUGGAUAAGAAGGAGAAAAUACAGAUGAUCGACAUCAACUGCGUCAAUUUUGUGGACCUCUACGUCAUUAUGAACUAUGGGGAGAAGAAGUAG
Messenger RNA from Plasmodium vivax (malaria parasite P. vivax), 1059 nucleotides. RefSeq lists its product as hypothetical. The transcript has a single exon. The record is from RefSeq and is a predicted model, not a curated record. Gene Ontology annotation, cellular component: RNA polymerase complex. Lineage: Eukaryota; Apicomplexa; Aconoidasida; Haemosporida; Plasmodiidae. Gene Ontology annotation, biological process: DNA-templated transcription initiation. The coding region runs from base 631 to 1059 and encodes 142 amino acids.